AUGCCUAAACCGGAUAUCAAAGAAGCCCAGCUAUCGAUGCAGAUGCAAAUUAAAGGAUACAAAAUAUUUAUUGCGAUGUUUCUUUUUGGAGUUGUACACGCGCUGAACUUGUGGGAGUUUAAAAUUCUCAUUCAAACGGAAGAAGAGCUCAUACGACUUGGAAUUUUGCCGCCUUUUGAAACUGAAAACAACGAAGACUCUUGA
Molecule: messenger RNA, 204 nt
Organism: Oikopleura dioica
Lineage: Eukaryota; Metazoa; Chordata; Appendicularia; Copelata; Oikopleuridae
Source: the annotation of a GenBank genome assembly